Messenger RNA from Podospora pseudocomata, 636 nucleotides. RefSeq lists its product as uncharacterized. The transcript has a single exon. Lineage: Eukaryota; Fungi; Ascomycota; Sordariomycetes; Sordariales; Podosporaceae. The record is from RefSeq and is a predicted model, not a curated record. The coding region runs from base 1 to 636 and encodes 211 amino acids.
AUGCCGGCCGACUUUGAAAAAGUUGAAUAUUGGCGCAAACGCUUCGCCAAGGAGGAGUCCUUUGAAUGGCUCACGUCGUCUGGCGCCUUUUUCUCCAUCCUCGAGCCUCUUCUUACGCCGCUGUCAACAGGCUCAACAGUGCUCCACCUCGGCUCGGGAACAAGCGACCUGCAUGUGUACUUUCGACGUCACUUUCCACAGCUACAAGUCAUAAACAUGGACUACGAGCCUCUAGCUCUUGAACGGGGGAAGGCGAUGGAGAGCAACGAGUUUGGCAAUGUCGAAAUGGGGUAUCAGGUGCAGGAUGUCACGUUGCCGUUGGAACUGGACCUGGGGCAAAGAGGAAAAGUGAGGAUCGUCAUCGACAAAAGCACCGUCGAUGCUGUUUCUUGCGGCGGGGAUGAGAAUGUCAUCAAGAUGGCAGAAGCCAUACACGAUAUGCUGGACAAGGAGGAGGGCGUGUGGAUAUCGCUCAGCUUUUCGGACUCGAGGUUUGAGAUGGAGAGCAAGAGGGUGCAGGAGCUGUUUGAGGUGUCGGUGCUGACCAAGGUGGCUACUGGCCCAAAAAGGCUCGAGAGCGAUCCUGAUAUAUGGCAUUGGUGUUGGCUGCUGAGGCCAAGGGCGACGACGACCUAG